This is a messenger RNA of Hippocampus zosterae (dwarf seahorse), 1014 nucleotides long. RefSeq names its product histone H4-like. The coding region runs from base 190 to 513 and encodes 107 amino acids. NCBI's taxonomy places the organism in Eukaryota, Metazoa, Chordata, Actinopteri, Syngnathiformes, Syngnathidae. Gene Ontology annotation, molecular function: protein heterodimerization activity; DNA binding; structural constituent of chromatin. The record is from RefSeq and is a predicted model, not a curated record. The transcript has a single exon. Gene Ontology annotation, biological process: nucleosome assembly.
CCACUACCCCCAUUAGCGAUUCACUACUGAGAAAGGUCUAUUUCAGUUCGGUCAAGGCGGGGGAAGGGCUGCUAAGUUUACUCGGGCUGAAUUGGGUCAGAUGUCCUCUCUCAGGUCCGCAGUCUUGAUUUAUAAAAAUAGCUGAUAAAGCGGGAGGCAUCAUAAGGCGAUUAAACAAGAAUAUCCACGAUGUCGGGCAGAGGCAAAGGAGGCAAAGGUCUCGGAAAAGGAGGCGCUAAACGAGGCGCUAAACGUGACCGCAAAGUCCUGCGUGACAAUAUCCACGGAAUUACCAAGCCCGCCAUUCGCCGUCUCGCUCGCCGUGGGGGAGUAAAACGAAUUUCGGGGCUCAUCUACGAGGAGACCCGCGGUGUACUCAAGGUCUACCUGGAGAAUGUAAUCCGUGAUGCCGUCACGUAUACUGAGCACGCCAAAAGGAAGACUGUUACUGCGAUGGAUGUGGUGUACGCUCUCAAAAGACAAGGACGCACUCUCUAUGGCUUCGGCGGUUAAAGUGUUUAAUCAGCAUCUUAAACAGUCAAAGGUCAUUUUGAGGACCACACACACACCUUCGUGUUCACGUUUCUAUCAAAGUUACCCAGAACAGGGUGAGAUCAAUGAUGUAUUGAUUAUAGAUACUUUGUGGCUCAAUUUGAAUGCCCGUAGGAUUUCAGAUGCCGCAAGCCACUUUAAGCCAACCUUACUCUGGUAAAAUCUAGUGAUGGGAAUUCCGGCUCCUUUUAGAGAGCUGGCUCUUUUGGAUCGGCUCCCUAAAAAGAGCCGAUCUUUCGGAUCCCAAAUGGCUCCUCAGUUUUUUUUGUUGCUUAAAUUAAUACCAAAAAUAACGUAAUAUGUGUAAAAUGAAGUACUAAUGCAAAAAAAUAGACAUAUCAAAUAUUUAUUAUUUAUAUGGCUUUAUUUAUAUUCUUCUGAACAUACUCAACAUGGAGUGCUACAAAAAUAAAAACAAAGUACCAAGACCCAUCUCAAAACAAGGUCGUCAAAAAGUUCCAA